AUGGAUUUGGAAGAAUUUGCUUCAACUUUCUCCUUUUCUACUUUGUUUCCUUUUCUCUUUCUCCUUAUCUUUUUUUGCUUUCUUUUCUCAUUUUUCUUUUAUUUAACUUCUUUUUUUUUUAACUUCCUCAUUUCUUCUGUUUUUUUUUCUCUUUCUACUUUACUUUUUUUUUCUUUCUUUUCUUCCAAUUCAUUCCCUGUAAUUUUUCAUUCUUUCUCCUUCCACCUAUUUACUUUAUUUUUUCCUUUACUCUAUUAUGCUUCUCUUCUUUUUUCAAUUCAUUCCUCUUUUUCUUUCUCCUCCUCCUCCUCUCUUUGUUCUCAUCUUCUUUUUUUUCCUUCUCAUGUUUCCAUCCUUUCUUCAUCUCUUCCCACAUUUCUUUUUCAUAUUUCCACUCUUCCUUUUCCGCCCUUUCUUCCUUUUUCUCUUUCUUCUCUUCCUUCUUGUCUUUUUCACUCUUUCUCUUCCCUCUCACUUUUCUGCUCUUUCCUCUUUUUUUUUUUUUCCUUUUUCCACUCUUUUGUUUCCCUCUCAUCUUUUCACUCUUUCUUCUUUCCUCUGCUUCCUCAUCUCUCACUGUGA
Molecule: messenger RNA, 582 nt
Organism: Acanthosepion pharaonis
Lineage: Eukaryota; Metazoa; Mollusca; Cephalopoda; Sepiida; Sepiidae
Source: the annotation of a GenBank genome assembly